Messenger RNA from Chara braunii, 1414 nucleotides. Lineage: Eukaryota; Viridiplantae; Streptophyta; Charophyceae; Charales; Characeae. The record is from the annotation of a GenBank genome assembly.
UUGUCCCGUGUCUCUCUUCUCUUCUCUUUGACUCUUCUUUGACUUUUUUUCUGCUUUUUUGGUAAUUCGGAAUGGCGAAUACGAAUCGGGGAUGUUUUAAUUGCGGUGAGCACGGUCACUGGUCGAGGGAGUGUCCUCAUCCGCAGAGGUUGGGAUAUCGGCCUUCUGUAGCUACUGGAGCUAACGCCGAGCCUAUUUUGGCUUUACCGGCGUCCGGGACAGCAUCUGCUUCGGCACAAUCGGUGGCACCGGCUGCUACCACUCAUGGACUUGUGCCUCGCACUGGGUGGUGGACGCGCAACCAGCAGAUUUUGGACAAAUGUAACGAUUUCGUUAGUAAGGCUCAACAGAAGGAGAGGGAGGAAUGGGCGGCUAAGGAGGAGGAGAGGAAGAAGCGGGAGAAGGAGGAGGAGGAGUUACGACGAAAGAAGGAACGGGAAGACUUGGAAAAGUCUAUGGGGCAAACAUUGGAGAGUAGGUUGGCACCUAUGUACGAAGCGAUCAUGGGGAAAGGGGCGGCUUGUUCUAAUCCUAAUAAUAAGGAGUUGGUGAGGCUGCGUCGUGAAAAUAUGGAACUAAGGGCAAAGUUCGGGAUCAAGGAGCAAUUACCGACUUCGGAGGUCGUUGAUCAGCUCCAACGAGAGAAUGUGGAUUUGAAAAGGCAAGAAGCUGACUCAAAGUUGAAGAUGGAGGGUGAGUUGGCUGCGUUGAAAUGGGAAAUUCGGGAACUCAAGGAGUGUAGAGGAAGUGCGAUGAAAAAUGACCUGGCAAAUCAAGUUGAAGAGCUACGAAGGGAAGUGCAACUUCUGCGCAAGCACAAUGAUGAAACAAAAGAGGUGGCCUGGCUAUGGCGCAAUGAAGCGCUGUGUCCCGGAAACAAACGGGGGAGUAUUAAUGUUGCGACUCCGUCUUCGGAAGGACGGGCAUGCACCAAAUCGCGAUCGGGGGGUGAAGGAAGCACACCUAGAGGGGCUGGCACUAAUCUCAAGGAGAGAAUGGACGAAGCAGCGAAGACGGGUUUCCAAUCUGGUAGGAGGGGGAGAGUGAAGAUGACGUCUGGCCGUCUGCCACGUCCGAGUGACAACCCUAGGAAGGCUAACGACCGCUUUGUCUUGCUUCAAGAUGAAAGGAAACGCCUCAAGGGGCUGAAGAAGAAGGGUCUGGAGGCUUUGUGUCAGGAAGAAGGAAUCCAGUAUCAAACCGUGGACUCCAUGGCUGAGGAACUGGCACAACUGUACAUCAACAAAAUGUUCAGCGAGGCUGUGGAGAAGGAGAACGGAGGUGGCACAGGCCAGCAUCCAAGUAAGGCUGCUGCGGAAGCCAGUAAUGUUGCGGAGGUGGCGGAAGUGCCAUCUGACUCGGCAUGAGGGGAUUUUCGAAACGCGACGCUAUGGGACUGUGCUAAGGAUUGUCG